Messenger RNA from Owenia fusiformis, 501 nucleotides. NCBI's taxonomy places the organism in Eukaryota, Metazoa, Annelida, Polychaeta, Sabellida, Oweniidae. The record is from the annotation of a GenBank genome assembly.
CUUUGGAAUCACAAGCAACGUCUAAAAUCUAAAUAGAACUUGAAAAUGGAGAGCGUACUGGAUUUUAGUAAUGUUGUUUUUGCGUCAUUUGCAUUAUGGUCGUCUGUCAGCGUAUUAAAGAUGAUGUUUAUGGGAGUUCUGACGUCAUUGCAUCGAGGUGCCGGGAAUGUCUACACGAACCCAGAAGACAUUGCAAUGUUUGCAACAAAGAGAGGUGUUAGUCCUAACCCGAAUGACCCAAAAGUAGAACGAGCAAGACGAAACCACCUGAACGACUUAGAGAACAUCCCAGCGUUUGUCCUGCUUGGAUUUUUCUAUGUGCUGACACGACCAUCGCCAUGGCUAGCAGUGAUGCACUUCAGAGUGUUUGGCGUAGCUAGGAUAAUACACACCCUCAGCUACCAGCUCAGCCUACAACCAUGGAGGGCAAUAGCACAUAUAGCAUCUGUUGUAGUACUUACAUCUAUGGCAGUGCAGAUUUUCUCAAUGGGACAGUGGUAG